Molecule: messenger RNA, 2199 nt
Organism: Plasmodium adleri (nom. inval.)
Lineage: Eukaryota; Apicomplexa; Aconoidasida; Haemosporida; Plasmodiidae
Product: conserved Plasmodium protein, unknown function
Exons: 14
Coding region: 1-2199 (732 amino acids)
Source: RefSeq, a predicted model, not a curated record
AUGAGUCAACAAGGGGAUUUUAAAAAUGAUGUUACUACACAAAAUGAUGAAGAAUUAAAUAUAAUUAAGGAUUACUUGGAUGAGUUAUAUUAUGCCACGCAAAAUUUAUAUAAUAAAAAUUAUUAUGACACAUUAUUGAACUAUAAAAAACUAGGAACAUCCAAACAGUCCAAUGUUUUAAAAUGUUUAACAACAAAAGAAACAGGAAAAGACAAAAUUAAAAAAUCCCAUUUUGAUCAUAAGGAAAAAUUAAACAAUUCUAAUUAUUCAUAUUAUUCUGAUCAAGACCAUAAUUCUUCUCAAUCUCAUCAUUCAUAUAACUCAAAUAAUACAUCCAACUAUGAAAAUUCUUUUCUUUGUCAAUUCAAAACGAAAAAACAUCGACAAAAAGAUAUACAAAAUAAAACAAAUGAAACAAAAAAUAUAUUAUUUUCAUUUAAUACAGCUGAUGAAUUUUCCAAAAAAAAAAAAAUACACAAAGAUCAAAAAAAAGAAAUUCUAUAUUUUAAUACAAAAGAAAAAAAUAUUUUUCAUAAACAUAAAAAUGGAAAACAAAAAAAUAAAAGUUUAAUUACAAACAAUAAUACAAAAGAAUUGUCAAAUCAUAAGAUUCAUAAUUUUAAAACAAAACUAAAAGAAAAACAAUAUAAUAAUAUACAUAAUUAUAAAAAUCAAAAAGAAACAAUCAAAAUAAUACCUCAAAAUUAUAAUAAUAUAUUAUAUUCUCAAAAUAUCGAAAAUGUAAAAAAUGACCUGAACAAGUCAUACACUUUCGAAAAUAUUAUACAAAUGAACAAUUAUAAAAUAAAAGAUUUAAAAGAUAAAGAAGACAAUAUAAAAUUUACAAACGAUAAAGAAAAAGAAUUGUUUCAAUAUCUAAUAUUAAAAGCUAUAAACGAAAUCGAUCAAAUCAGUUGUAAAUUAGAUCAAAAAUAUAAAAAUCAAUUAAUAAAUAAAGUAAAUUCUUUACAAGAAAAAUAUGAACACAAAAUAAAAGACUUAUACAAAAUUAAACUUUCGCUAGAUAUACAAAAUGAAGAACUUCUAAAAAAGGAUAAAGAUAAUAAAGAAUUAAUAAAAAAACUAGAAAGUACAAAACAUAUAAUGUUAGAUCAAAUAGAAAAUUUUAAAAAAUAUAAUCAUAUCAUAUAUAAUAAAUUUUCACAAAAAGACAUGUAUCAAAAUGAAACAAACGACACCAUUGAAAAUUUAAAAUUAGAACAAAAAAUUAAUACUCUUAAUGAAGAUCUAAAUAAUAAUUAUCAAAAAUAUGAUUAUUAUUAUAAGAAGUCGGAUACUAACCAACAACUUCUACAACAAAAGGAAGACCAAAUUGAAAAAUUGAAAAACCAAUUAAAUAUACAUUUUAAUUCAAAAAAGGAAAUACAAGAAAAGUUAAAUAAUAUAUACACUGAAAAUAAUAGGGUCGAAAGAGAUAAUGAUUAUCUGAAGAAUGAAUUAACCAAGACAAAAUUAAAUCUGGAAAAAUUAAAAGAUGAAUAUGAAGAACUAUAUAAUAAUAAGGAAUAUGUCAUUUCGUGUUAUAAAAAUGAAGAAAAAAUAGUGAAAGAAAAUUUGGAACGAUAUAAAACAAAAUGCGUCAUAUUGGAAAAUCAAAAGGAUUGCCACAUAUUAGAAGAUAAAUACAAACAACUGGAAAUUAAACUAAAAGACACGGAAAAUGAAAAAUAUAUGUAUGAGCGAACCUGCUUGAUGAACGAGAAAAAACAAAAUGAUAUGGCUACAGAAAUAAAGGACUUAAAAAAUGAAUUGUUCGAUUGCAAGAAUAGAUUAUAUAAAAUGCGUAAAUCAGACGUUUCAGAUGUGAAAACAACAUUAUAUAGUCAAGAUAUAUUACGAGAUAAAAUAAAAGAUAAUGAAAAGGAUAAAGAAACAUUUCAAUUUAAUUAUAAUAUACAAAGCGAUCAAAAAAUGGAACACGAGGAAAUAUCAGACGAUUUUCUAAACUUUAAACAAAAAAUAAGUUCCAUAGAGAAACAACUGAUUUUAUUAAAACUUGAGAAAGCAAAUAAAGAAUCAGAGCUUAUAAGGUGUCCUAAGAAUGGAAGAAGAAACGAAGAAAUUAAAAAAAAGGAAUUCAUAGAAACAAAAUUAAAAUAUCUCGAAGAUAAAAUAAAUAUUCUUAAUAAAAAUUUAAAAUAUAUUAAAUUAAAAAAUAAUGAAAAGAAUAAUAUUUAA